AUGGAUGGAGGGCAGCCCAUCCCCUCGCCCCUAGUGCCCCUUGGGAACGUGUCAUCAGAAUCUAGCAUGUCUCUGGAGCAGAAAACAACAUUUGUUUUUGUGAUUUUAUUGUUUAUUUUCUUGGGCAUCCUCAUUGUCAGGUGCUUCCGGAUUCUUCUGGACCCAUAUCGGAGCAUGCCGACCUCUACCUGGGCUGAUGGACUUGAAGGCCUGGAGAAAGGGCAGUUUGACCAUGCCCUUGCUUAG
Marmota flaviventris (yellow-bellied marmot) is the source of this 246-nucleotide messenger RNA. RefSeq names its product cortexin 3 (gene Ctxn3). NCBI's taxonomy places the organism in Eukaryota, Metazoa, Chordata, Mammalia, Rodentia, Sciuridae. The record is from RefSeq and is a predicted model, not a curated record.